Molecule: messenger RNA, 3536 nt
Organism: Didymella exigua CBS 183.55
Lineage: Eukaryota; Fungi; Ascomycota; Dothideomycetes; Pleosporales; Didymellaceae
Product: WD40 repeat-like protein
Exons: 3
Coding region: 238-3504 (1088 amino acids)
Biological process (GO): negative regulation of fatty acid biosynthetic process
Cellular component (GO): Cul4-RING E3 ubiquitin ligase complex; cytoplasm
Molecular function (GO): protein binding
Source: RefSeq, a predicted model, not a curated record
AUUCCGCGUUCAGCAACCUCACCGAACGUUCACCAGCACUCCCAGCACUGCGCAAAUGCACCGCAAUGCGUGUCAGCCUCUCCACCGCGAGCCCGGAUCCUGAGAAAUUGCAGCCUGACUGAUCACUCCACGUGGGCAUCGAGGCUCGGCCGUUUGCCUCGCCGCGACUUUCCCACCCAGUCCGUGGAGCUCGCCACGACGUGACGACCCUCCCGCAAAGCUUUACUAGCCUCCAAGAUGAAGCACUCUGUAUACGAUCGCCUGCUGAAGCGGGAAGUCGGUCACCAGCGCAGAACGUACACAGAUAUUCGGGGCAUCUACGGCGAUAAGCACUGGGUCGAUGAUCUGGACAUUGUGAACGAGCUGGAGGGCCACAAUGGAUGUGUGAACGCCUUGAGCUGGUCGCGGUCUGGCCGCCUUCUCGCCUCGGGCUCAGACGACCACCGAAUCAACAUCCACUCGUACAACCCCGGCUCGGACACGGAGCAGUUCAGCCUGACCACAUCUAUCGUGACGGGACACCGAUCGAACAUCUUCUCCGUGAAGUUCAUGCCCUACUCGAACGACCGCACCAUCGUCUCGUGCACCGACGACAUCCGCAUCUUCGACAUCGAGCACUCUGGGCACUCGGCGUGUGGUUCUGAGAGCAGGCAGAGACCGAACGGAGCACGGCCCAGCAUACACCAUUUGCGCAAUGCUGUCACCCUCACUGGCACAGAGACGAACGAGAAGGCCUUCCGCAGCCACAACGACACAGUCAAGCGCAUCGUGACCGAAGACAAUCCGUUCUACUUCUUAACUUGCUCGAACGACGGCGAUGUAAGACAAUGGGAUAUAAGACAGCCAUCGAAAACAUACCCCCCUGCACAAGACGGGCGACUGCCCUCAUGGGCCAGGGAUCCUGAUGCUGCCGACAACGCGCCACCGCCGCUGAUCUCGUACAGUCGCUAUGGCUUGGACCUUAACACAGUCUCCUGCUCGCCAUCGCAGCCUCACUACAUAGCACUUGGUGGUGCUCACCUCCACUGCUUCCUCCACGACCGUCGUAUGCUGGGGAGGGACAGGCACAGCGAACGAGGAUCGAGGCUGUCAAGCCCAGGCAAUUGGACGGAAACCGAAGAAGAGCUGCUGGGACAGGCUACGCAAUGCGUGAAGAAGUUUGCGCCCAGCGGGAAGCAGUAUAUGAAGCGCAAUGAUGGUGGACAUAUCACGGCCUGCAAGAUAAGCGAUGCGCAUCCGAACGAGCUCAUUGUCAGCUGGUCACAGGACCACAUCUACGGUUUCGACAUUCAAAGAGCACCUGAUGCGCGUGAGGAGGUCAGGACAUCGAAGGUGUCGACUGGUGAUACCACAGGCAGGGUGAAAGACAAGAGCCGAAAGCGAAAGCGCCCAAGGUCAAGCACGCAAGAAGCUACAGGUAGGGCCGGUUCCAGGCAGCGCACUGGAAGCGCCGAUCAAGACCUAGCCCUUCGAGUCAGGUACGACAAUGGUCAGUCCGAGGAUAUUCGCAUCGAAGCCCCCACGAGCAACGGCCUAUCGCAGGAAGAGCUGAACGAGCUGCGUGGCACCGACCACUUCCGUAUCGCAAAGACAACUGUCAAGAUGAAGAAGCGCAUCUUCGGUUUAGCUGACCAUGGCGAGUCUGGUCUGCACCUCGCUUACACAUCACUCCUAGGCCUGGCACACUCGAUAUUGCCUGAUAUAGACGACCUGUCCAGAGGCUGGGGUUAUCCAGUCGAUCCCGAUCCAGUGGACGUGGCACUACAGAACAGGCUUCGUGACGACCGUGCUGCAUCUCGACGUUUCGUUCAGGCCGCUGGCACACUUUCUCGAGUGAUGGGUGGGCAGCUUCUGACAGGGUCUAGCUCGACGUCCGACGCGGUGAUCGCGCAGUACUUUGCAUCAAUACAGCAUGCGCCACGAGAGCGAGAACUGCCACGACAUGAGCAGUUUGGCUACGACUUCCUCAAGGCCAUCCUACUCUGGCUCGAUAGCGGUCCAGGUGCAGUCGUUGAGGGCUUCUCCAGCCGAAGUGGAGGCGACCGCCUACCCAUACCCCAGGACUCGGACAUGGACGCCAUCGAAGAGGUACUCAUCCCAUAUCUGAUGGACCUGGCGAGUGAGGAUGCGAUCGUCAACGUCGACGUAUCGAAGUUCAUGACAGACGACAUUCGAGUACUCUUCCCGACCGAGAUCGACGCUGUUCGUGCGUUCUCACACGCAGUCCAGAUCCCCUUUGCCGACCUGACUGGCGGCGAGGACGUUGAAGACGAUGAGGACAAGCCAGAUUUCACGAAUCAGAACCGCGAUGCGGCGAAGCUGAAGUGGGGACACCAGAUUGGGAGAGGCUUGCUCCUUAAUGCUUCCAAGGAUAUCAAAUUUGCAUUCGUGGACCGGGCGUUGGGCGGACGUGGCAUCUCAGACGCUAGCAUCAGAGCAGAGGAGAGAGCACUGAGAGAGCAGCAAGAGGACAUCGAUACUGCCGAGGAGGAGAUAGAGCAGCUGAGUGCCGAAAUUGCAAGGGCGGAUGCGAUUAGUGAGCUGGAAGCGGCAGCGUCAGGGUCGUCUGCAGAACACAUACCUCCGGAGCUGGAAGACUUGCUCGACGAAGAUGACACAGACGAGGCUGACGAAGAGGUCAUUGAGGAAGACGAGGAAGACGAGGAAGACGAUGACGAUGACGAUGACGACAGUGACGGUGACCUGGAAGAAGAGUCUGAAGAGGAUGAGGAAUCUGGUUCAGAUGACGAAGGUCUACGCCGGACCAGAAGCGGACGCAUGCUAUGGAGGUCAGAGUUUGGUCGGAGAAGAUAUCAGAGGGCCAAGGUUGAGCGCGACAUAGCGUGCGCGCCGCACACACGAGUGUACACGGGACACUGCAACGUUAAGACGGUCAAAGAUGUCAACUACUUUGGCCUCCAAGAUGAGUAUGUGGUCAGCGGCAGUGACUCUGGACACGUCUUCAUAUGGGACCGCAAGACUGCACAGCUCGUCAACAUCCUCGAGGGCGACGGGGAGGUGGUCAAUGUCGUCCAAGGACAUCCAUACGAGCCUAUCUUGGCUGUGUCUGGCAUCGACCACACCAUCAAGAUCUUCUCGCCUGAUAUCCGGGACCAGUACAACGCCCGAAAGGGUGUUGGUGUGCACUCUGCAGACACGACUGGAUUCUCCAGCAUCGGCCUUGGGCGUCGAAGGAGGCCUAGCGGGCCAGAGCGGGCAGUCGAGCCUACCGACGAUGAAGCUAUGAGCGACGGCGAUGGAGAAGUUGCAGCAGGCGGUCUGAAGAGCCGCAAGCGUCUGCACCAAGCCUACCAGAUCACGUCGAAGAACGACAUGGACCGCAGAGGAGGAAGGGACGACUACUUCAUCUCACAAGCGGUAUUCGCACAGCUUGCACGGCACAUUGCGGCGAAUCAUGGCGGUGCAGGCGCAGGCGACGGCGAAGUGGGCGAAGACGGCGAGGGACCAAUUGUCAUCACCGAGGACAACUGCAACGUCAUGUGAGCGGAGGCAUUCACAGCGCGUUCGAGCAUCUU